This is a messenger RNA of Pipistrellus kuhlii (Kuhl's pipistrelle), 5043 nucleotides long. Its product is annotated as disintegrin and metalloproteinase domain-containing protein 1a-like. Gene Ontology annotation, biological process: binding of sperm to zona pellucida; proteolysis; male gonad development. Bases 2327 to 4774 code for a protein of 815 amino acids. Lineage: Eukaryota; Metazoa; Chordata; Mammalia; Chiroptera; Vespertilionidae. Gene Ontology annotation, cellular component: external side of plasma membrane; sperm head plasma membrane; plasma membrane. The transcript has a single exon. Gene Ontology annotation, molecular function: metalloendopeptidase activity. The record is from RefSeq and is a predicted model, not a curated record.
UAACCCUCUUUACUAUUUCUAAGUGUAUAGUUCAGUGGCAUUAAGUACAUUUACAUGGUUUUGCAACCAUCACCACCAUCCACUUCCAGAACUUUUUCAUCAUCUCAAACUGAAACUGUCUUCAUUAACCAGUCUUAUUACUCUUUCCCAGCUUCUGUAACCUCCAUUCUUCACUUUGUUUCUACCAACUUGAUUACUCAAGGAACAUCAUAUAAAUUAAGUCAUAAUACAUGUGUCCUUCAGAGAGGAAGGGAGAGGGAGAGAUAGAAACAUCAGUGAUGACAGAGAAUCAUUGAUCAGCUGCCUCCUGUAUGCCCCACACUGGGGAUCAAGACCAAAACCUGGGCAGGGCUCUUGACCAGAAUCAAACCCGGGACCCUUCAGUUUGUAGGUGAAUGCUCUAUCUACUGAGCAAAACCGACUAGGACACAUGUGUCCUUCUCUGUAGCUGAGUUGUUCACUCUUAAAAUAAUUUACUGAAAAUAUAUUUAUGCUUUAUUCACAUUUUGUGAUUGUGUUAGGUUUCAAAAUUUAAAUUUCAGAAAAGAAAAAAGUAGUGGUGCAAAUUGGAACAGAAUGCAUAUACUGUAUGUUUCCAGUUUCAGUAUGAAACAAAGAGGAGAUACUGGAUGUCAACUGGAGAAUGGAGAAUAAGAGGGAUGAUUUGAUAAAGAUGAAACAUUAUAGCACAUAAUGAUAUUAGGUCCAAUGGAUAAACAGAUGUUUCAGAUAUAAAACACAAAAGGGACAGUUGGAAUAGUCAAGUCCAUGAGAAACUGAAAGGGAAGUAGACCCCACACACAAGCAGUGGAUUGGCCUUAGAUUGGAGUAUGGACAAUUUAUUUACCAGAGUCAGAGGAAAACUUAGAUACAGGUGACUCAAGUGGUGUCUCCAUGUGAAAAUACUUUCCAUUGCUUUUAUUUUUCUCAAUAAAAUAUGAGGCACGAAGACAUUAGGAAAGUGAACUGACCAGCAAAAUGUAGAAAGAGGAAGUACAUUUUUGAGGUCAUGAAUGUGCAUAAUUGUGGGUUUUUUUUUCUAGAGACACUUUCAUUCUUUCAGGGCAGGUGUGAAGAGAGCACAAACAAAUAACAUACAACAGAUGAUACAUCAUAGCACCAGAUGAUACAUGAUAGCAUUAUUACCUGAGAGUCAUUUAUUUAUUCAAUAAGUAAUUGUAGUUAAUCUCUUUUUUAAAUAGUUUUUAUAAAGAGAUAAGAAGGGAGAGAUAGAAACAUCCAGGAGAGGGAAAAAUCAACAUGGAUGGACUGCCUCAUGCACGAUGCCUGCUGGGCACUGAGCUUGAAACCAGGGCAUGUGUCCUGAUCCUGAAUCCAAUCAGCAACCUCUUGGUGCAUAGGUUGACACUCAACCAAUGAGCGACCCUGGCCAGGCUAGUUCAUCUACUCUUAAACUAGAAUGUACUAGUAUAAGGAUUAAAACAGAAGUGGGCAUUGAACAAAUGCAGGUCAUUUUCAAAUACAGGGGAGACUUUUGGGAUACCUAGUCUUCAGUUGGCAUUAUUGUAGGGUACUGAUAUGUCCGGGCCAUCCAGAGAAGGAUGUGUGCCUGGAGUUACCACCCAAUGUGCCCAUGAAAAUCACACAUAAGAGAAGGCUACUGUGUUGGCCUCUUCCAACACAUUUUUCAACAGUGUUAUAAACAGAACCCGAGAGAAUGAAUUUUGAUUAUGUUGAAAAAACAAACAAACCUGGAGUCUUGUCCCUUGCCCCACGAUCAUCAACCCAUUUAGAUCUAUUCUGAGGCACAGGACAGUCACCCCCUUGCUUAUCUAACAGCUUGCCUUGAGAGAUGUGCAUAACACUAUAAAGCCUCAUUGAGUGAUCGAAAAUGUCCUGGUUUGAUGCUCAUAUGUUACAGAGCAAGAGUUUUAAAAGAGGAGCAAUGGAGUGUGCCCACCAAUGAUUUCCAAGCCCUCUGGUAUGGAACAUUAGGAGUUGGCUGAGCAACGGACACAGGAGGGGUGGAAGUUCCGUUUGGCACAGUUGAGGAAGGCAUAGAGCUUUUGUUUCCUCUCCCAGAGUUUGCAGUCCUUCUUCGUAAUUAUAACAUCACAAUAUCAAAGAACUGUAGUCAAGGAUCACUGAAGCUAAUGAUAUGGAAUGAAAUCACAGAAAGGACACUAUCUGAAUAAUAAGAAAGGUCAGAAAGACUAGAAAGGACACAGCCAGAGGUAGGCAGCAUCCACCCUUUAUGAAGCCAGCAAACACCUGCAGCUAAUCCUACUGUCUAACCAUCUGCAUGUCAAGGAGCAGUUCUGCUCAUGGACCCAGGCCCUGCAUCAGCCACUGAUUCACUGGGGCUAUGUCAGUGGCCUUUGUGAGGGACUCUCCCGCCUCUCUGUCUUCUCUACAGAAGAACCAAGAGGUUAUGUAUGAAGCUAGCAGAGUGCUUCAGACCUGGGCUGCCCAAAUAAAGGGCUUGGCACUGGUACUGCUGCCACGAUCUUCACCAGUCAGGUUGGGGAUUGUGCUGGUGUUGGUACUGAGUUUCCUGCCAAGCUUGUGCUGUGACCUGGGGUCAGUAUAUUCCUCAUCCUAUGAAAUAGUCAUCCCCAAGGCUCUGACAGUUGAGGGAAGGCAAGACCCAGAGGAAGAAGCAUCUUAUGUGAUAUCUAUGCAAGGCCAGAAACAGCUAAUUCACCUGAAAGUGAAGACAGACUAUUUUAUCAAGAACUUUCCAGUCUUCAGCUACCACAAUGGCACCCAGGGACAAGAAAUGCCUUUCAUCUCACAUGACUGUCACUAUGAAGGCUACAUAGAAGGAGUCCCGGGUUCUUUUGUUUCUGUCAACACCUGUUCAGGCCUCAGGGGCAUCCUGAUUAAGGAGGGAAAAUCCUAUGGCAUUGAGCCCAUGGACUCUUCAAAACAGUUUGAACAUGUAUUGUCCACCAAGGCCCAUCAAGCUCCAGUCUCCUGCAGUGUCACUUCCCAAGACAGCCCAGUGGUGUCUGCCAGCCGACAACAAGGGAGCAGGAAGCCUGGCGGUCUACAGGAGCCCUCCUCCUUGUGGUCACUCACCAAGUACGUGGAGAUGUUUGUUGUGGUCAACAACCAGCGGUUCCAAAUGUGGGGCAGUAACGUCAAUGAGACGGUCCAGAGAGUGAUGGACAUCAUUGCCCUGGCCAACAGCUUCACUAGGGGGAUAAACACACAGGUGGUGCUGGCUGGGAUGGAGAUUUGGACCGAGGGGGACCUCAUAGAGGUCCCAGUGGACCUGCAAGUUACACUGGGGAAUUUCAACAAGUGGAGACAAGAGAAGCUCCUCCAUCGUGUGAAGCAUGAUGUUGCCCACAUGAUCGUCGGACAGCAUCCUGAGCACGGUAUGGGACAGGCAUUUCUCAGUGGUGCCUGUUCCCGUGGUUUUGCAGCAGCUGUUGAAUCCUUCCCUCAUGAAGAUGCCCUCCUGUUUGCAGCGCUCAUGGUCCAUGAGCUUGGGCACAACUUGGGUAUUGGGCACGACCACUCAGCCUGCAUUUGUAAAGACAAACACCUCUGCCUCAUGCGUGACAAUAUCACUAAAGAAAGUGGCUUCAGCAACUGUAGCUCUGACGACUUCUACCAGUUUCUCCAGGAUCACAGAGGGGCCUGCCUAUUUAACAACCCUCAGCGGCACAAAGGCCGCUUGCGUAGGGAUUCCUACUGUGGAGAUGGUGUGGUGGAGGGUGAGGAGCAGUGUGACUGUGGUUCUGCCUGUUACACUGACCCGUGCUGUGACCAAACAUGUACCCUGAAGGGGAGUGCAGAAUGUAGUGAUGGACUCUGCUGCUUUGGUUGCCAAUUGAGAAAUAAGGGAUUCGUGUGCCGUUCUGCUUCGGGAGACUGUGACCUACCAGAGUAUUGUGAUGGUAGCUCUGCAGAGUGCCCCACAGACACCUUUAAGCAAGAUGGUACACCGUGCGAUAGACUGCACAUCUGUAUUGGAGGUCAAUGCAGAAACCCUGAUAAUCAGUGCAUGGCUAUGUAUGGGGACACUGCACGGUCUGCCCCAGAAAACUGUUACAUUUCAAUAAACAGCAAAGGGGACCGGUUUGGAAACUGUGGCCAUCGCACUUCGGCAAUGCCAAGAUAUGUUAAGUGUUUUGAUGAUAAUAUAUUUUGUGGGAAAAUUAUAUGUACAAAUAUUAGACGGGUCCCAUCCAUCAAACCCCAUCGCACACUGAUCCAGAUUCCUUAUGAAGGUGACUUCUGCUGGAGCUUGGAUGUCUAUAACAUUACUGAUAUCCCUGAUGAGGGAGAUGUGCACUUUGGCACUGCUUGUGCCCCGAACAAAGUCUGCAUGGAUUACUCCUGCACAGAUCAUGCUGUGCUCAAGUAUGACUGCAAACCAGCAGAAAUGUGCAAUGGGAGAGGAGUCUGUAACAAUUUAAGGCACUGCCACUGUGAGGCUGGCUAUGCACCGCCCGACUGCAGAACCCCAGGAAGUGGGGGUAGUGUGGACAAUGGUUCUCCUGGCAAAACAGAGAACGAAAAUCCAAGUGAGGAUGAAGGGAACAGUUACAGUGUUGAUCAUGAAAAUGUUGGCAAUGGUGGUGUGAAUAGAGAUGAAAAUGAAAGCACAGGUGAUUUGUUAGUAUUGCCCUUCCUUAUUUUGAUAAUAUUGUUUGUUUGUUUGUUUUUCUUCUUUUACUGUUUUUUAUUUUUUUUAAUAUUUUGUGGUCUACUUAUUGGUGCCCCUCUUAGGCCUAAGGAGGAUAUUUUACAGAACUCAGAAGAGGCCAUCCCAGGAACAAGAGAACGCUGGUAUAAUUAGAGGAAGACGACAUUAAGAAAGGAAAAGCUAACAAUAGAAAAUGAGUAGUGAUAGGAAGAAGUCUUCUAUAGCAAGCGCUUCAUACACCUGGUGGAAGGAGGCUCAGUACAGCAAAUGUGAAGUGGACAUCAGCAGUAGAAGUGGCUCUGAUGUGGAUUGUAAAGACUAUAGAAAUGUACUAAUGUAAAGGAGGGAUUUUCUUCUAUCUUUUACUAAUUAAUUAUAGAUGUGUAUGUGAAAUAAUUUAUAAAACAUUUUACUAUAUUUUC